Messenger RNA from Symbiodinium natans, 1290 nucleotides. The record is from the annotation of a GenBank genome assembly. NCBI's taxonomy places the organism in Eukaryota, Dinophyceae, Suessiales, Symbiodiniaceae.
AUGGAGAAGGGUGAAAAAGGUGAAAAAGGUGGCAAAGGCGGCAAAGGCGGAAAAGGCGACAAAGGUGAAAAAGCUGAGAAGGGUGAAGGCAAGGGAAAAAGGCGGCCAGCCUCCCGUGGACGUCCCAAGGCGGAGGAGCCGGGCGCUCCUCCGCGGCGCAGCUCCUCGGCUCCCUCGAGGCCUCGCGAGGAGCCUGCCGCCCAGAAGCCACGCCCUCGCCGCGCCUCCUCCACAGCCUCGCGCGGAAGGAGGCCCCCUCGCACGGACAGACCUCGAGCCAACUGGGGACAUCCGGAAGGCAAGAAAUUUGACGACCUGGAUGUAGACUCCCGUGUCGACGGAGUGGUUGUGAAUGUCGGCGAUUUUGGUGUUUUCAUUGACAUCGGCUAUGAGCAGAAUGUCAUCCUUGCUGUUCCUCGCAGAUUUUGGCGCCGAUUUCGACGAGGCGAUGUGUUGGAGGACAUGGAGGUCGUCUCUGUGGAUCUUGACCUCCGACGCUCUACCGUGACCGUAGCGGACGUCGAAGAGGUGUUGAAGCCAAGCAGAAUCCCGCUGGAGGAGUUGCAAGAGGGGAGCUACCUGAACGGCGUAGUGGAUACCAAGAACCAGUACGGAGUGUUCGUCAAUGUCGGCUGCGAUGGCUGCCACGGAAAGCUGCAGCUUCCACGCUUCUUGGCCAACCAGCUCGUCCGCGGACAGGUGCUGCGUGACCUUUGCGUGGCGACCGUUGACCUGGAACUGAAGCGAGUGCGGCUGAUCAUGGACGAUGUCGAAGGUGCCAUUGCGGAUCAGGAGUUGGUCUCACUGGCAACUUUGAUGGCCGAUGCCGAAAAGGACAAAGACCCUAAGAAGCCCAAGCCAGCUCCCCUGGACCAGGUCGAACAGCCGAAGCCCAAGGCCAGUCCCAAGGCCAAGGAGAACAGGGCCCCAAAGGCAAAGUCGCAAAAGGCAGAGAAGGCCGAAGCGCCUGAUGAGGCAAAGGAUGAGGAGGGCCCGCAGCUGGAGCCCGGAGACCUCGUGGACGGUGUGGUGGUGUCCAUCAACAGCAAGGGCGUCUGGGUGAGCAUCGGCGGGAAGAAGAAAGCCAUCCUGGAGGUUCCCGCCGACCUCAAGGGCGAGUUCCGUCGGGGUGACACCGUGCAGGGCAUGCGCGUGGAGGAAGUCAACGAGGACGGAAACCCGGUGCUGUCCAUGGAUGACCCGGAGUUGGAGGUGGAGGAAACUAACCAUCGUCGCACCAGGAACAAGCCAAAGGGCAAGGCGAAAGGCAAGUCCAACCGCAGAGCCUGA